AUGUCGCCAGCGGCCUCAGCCCCCUUUCACUCUACUGUCUUCCCUUCUCACCCUUCCCUGGUGGAGCGUUACGACCUCACACCAUGGGACUUGGCCAUGCUUACGACCCACUAUAUCCAGCACGGUCUCCUCUUUGGCAAGCCCCAUUUGUCCAUUCACUCUGUGCUCGAUGCCGUCAAGGCCUCGCUUGCCGACUGCCUCUCGCACUUCUUCUCUCUGGCAAGGCGCCUGGCCACAGAUGCUAACGGCUUGAUCUACAUCCAUUGCAAUGACGCCGGCACCCAUUUCAUCCAUGCCAGAGCAACUCACCUCACAAUUGAUGAUGUUGUUUCGACUCCCUAUGUUUCCCAAGCUGUUAAGUCCUUUUUUGCCCUCGAUUUUGUUAUCAGCUAUGAAGGGUAUGGCCUACCUUUGCUCGUUGUUCAGGUUACAGAGCUUGCGGAUGGUUUGUUCAUUGGGUGCUCCCUAAACCACACUGCUGGCGAUGGAACAACCUUCUCGAACUUUUUAAACUCGUGGGCUGAGAAAAUGCGGGGAGAAGGAAGCUCAAAGCAGAUCUCCCAGCCACCAUGCUCUGGAUGUGGAAUUGCUCAAGCUCAGGGCAAACAAGUGCCAGGACCAGGAAAGAUCAUGGCAAAUCUCUUCGUUGCAAGCCCUUGCAGCGCACUUGUGGCGAGCCGUGACACGGGCUCGUGGCUUGCUGCCAGAUUGAUGACUCGAUGCCGGCUAGCUGCCUCAAAUCGUCACAGGGUGUCCCAUCCAUUAUCUCCCCAAUACUUUGGUAACUCCCUCCAAGCUGUUUUUGGCUUGGCCCCUGUGGGGGAAUUACUUAACAGGGAUCUUGCAUGGGCUUCAUCGCAGCUGCACAAGGCCAUUGCCGAACAUAGUGAAGCAAGCGUGCUCAGGCAUCUGGAAGCAUCGAUGAAGGCGCCGCGACUGUACCGUUUCACUAACUUCGACAGUUUCAGCAUGAUGGUGGGGAGCUCUCCUCGGUUCCCCAUGUACCAGAAUAAUUUCGGAUGGGGGAGACCCCUUGCCGUUCGAAGCGGAAAUGCGAACAAAUAUGAUGGCAAAAUUCAGUUUACCCCGGGAGGGAAGGAGGGGGGAGCAUCGAUGUGGCACUGA
This is a messenger RNA of Amborella trichopoda, 1125 nucleotides long. The record is from RefSeq and is a predicted model, not a curated record. Lineage: Eukaryota; Viridiplantae; Streptophyta; Magnoliopsida; Amborellales; Amborellaceae.